Molecule: messenger RNA, 1075 nt
Organism: Quercus robur (English oak)
Lineage: Eukaryota; Viridiplantae; Streptophyta; Magnoliopsida; Fagales; Fagaceae
Product: ethylene-responsive transcription factor LEP
Exons: 1
Coding region: 121-951 (276 amino acids)
Biological process (GO): regulation of DNA-templated transcription
Molecular function (GO): DNA-binding transcription factor activity; DNA binding
Source: RefSeq, a predicted model, not a curated record
UUAUUUAAACGACACACAUAUUAGUCACAGCAACCCCAGACAACGCCUCUAAAUUAGCAAAUUGCAGACAACACCUGGGAAGAGAAAGAGAAGAGUACUGUCAUAUCAUAUUAUUCUAUCAUGAACUCAUCCACAACAACUCCAAAGAGCAAAAAGAAGCAAACACAAACGCAAGAAACAACUACUUCAGUGAGGUUUCUUGGUGUUAGAAGAAGGCCAUGGGGAAGAUAUGCAGCUGAGAUUAGAGACCCUUCAACCAAAGAAAGGCAUUGGCUUGGCACCUUCGACACCGCGGAAGAAGCUGCCUUGGCCUAUGACAGAGCUGCUCGGUCCAUGCGAGGCUCGCGAGCCCGCACCAACUUUGUCUACUCAGACAUGCCACCAGGCUCUUCUGUCACCUCCAUUGUCUCUCCUGAUGAACCUCAACAAAACUUCUUUGAUGUCCCUCCACCUAGUAGUACUCCCACUCAACCUGACCCAACGCCCCAAACCUUUUCAAAUCAAGAAACCAACACCGAAUUCUCUUAUUCUUCAAUGUCAGAUAUUGGAGGAGACCAAUUCUGGGCUUCUUCUUCUUCUGGUGUUUAUUAUCAACAACAACCAGCUCUCUUUGACUUUGACAAUAAUACUAGUUCUACUGCUUCUGUGUCCCAUAACUAUUCCAACCAAAUGUGUGAUCAGCUCCCUCCUUUUCCUUCUGACAUUUCGGGAGGCAUUGGCUCAAAUAUGAGUGUGGCAGAUUCUAGUGAAGAUAUGGGACAGGCCGCUUGGAGUGACUCAACAAGUCUGACCACAGGGUUCGAACCAGAAGGGAACGGGUCAUACUCAUACAUGGGCAUGGGGUUCGAUUCAAGUGAGUAUGUGCAUAGCCCACUUUUUAGUAGGAUGCCACCAGUUUCAGAUAAUGUACCUGAGAGUUUUAAUUUGGGGUCUUCUGCCUUUUUCUUCUGAACUGAAAAAAAACUAUUCCAAGGUUCUCUUUUCUUCUGAACUGAGAAAAACUUUUCCAAGUGUUUGCCAAUGGUCCGAGUGGAACUGUUCCUUACUUCAGUUUCAGGAUUUUAUUACUAUUUUU